Molecule: messenger RNA, 701 nt
Organism: Raphanus sativus (radish)
Lineage: Eukaryota; Viridiplantae; Streptophyta; Magnoliopsida; Brassicales; Brassicaceae
Product: calmodulin-1
Exons: 2
Coding region: 83-532 (149 amino acids)
Molecular function (GO): calcium ion binding; enzyme regulator activity
Source: RefSeq, a predicted model, not a curated record
UGUUUCAACAGCGUCCAAUAAAACAAAGAGCAUUUCCUCGUCUCUCUCUCAGAAGCGAGAACCCCCGAAGAAACCAAAAGAAAUGGCGGAUGAGCUAACGGACGAACAGAUCUCCGAGUUCAAGGAAGCUUUUAGCCUCUUCGACAAGGAUGGCGAUGGUUGCAUCACUACCAAGGAGCUGGGAACAGUGAUGAGGUCUCUAGGACAGAACCCAACAGAAGCCGAGCUACAGGACAUGAUCAACGAGGUGGACGCGGACGGCAACGGCACCAUUGACUUCCCUGAGUUCCUUAACCUCAUGGCUAAAAAGAUGAAAGACACAGACUCGGAGGAAGAGCUCAAAGAAGCUUUCAGGGUGUUCGACAAAGACCAGAACGGGUUCAUAUCCGCUGCAGAGCUCCGCCAUGUCAUGACGAAUCUAGGUGAGAAACUGACUGAUGAAGAAGUUGAUGAGAUGGUCCGUGAAGCUGAUGUUGAUGGAGAUGGUCAGAUAAACUACGAGGAGUUUGUCAAGAUUAUGAUGGCUAAGUGAUGUAUAUAUAUAUAUGGUAAGGUAAGGUAAGAAGAAACUAAAAGAUGGUGGUGAUAUAACCUUUUAUUAUCUAGAACAAAAAAGAUCGAUCUGUCGAGCUUAGUAGUUUUCAAAGUUUUAACAAACUUUGUUGUUAACGAAUAUCUUUUUAUUUUGUGGGUUUUUUUUC